Armigeres subalbatus is the source of this 1386-nucleotide messenger RNA. Its product is annotated as protein FAM50 homolog. Gene Ontology annotation, cellular component: nucleus. The coding region runs from base 189 to 1229 and encodes 346 amino acids. Lineage: Eukaryota; Metazoa; Arthropoda; Insecta; Diptera; Culicidae. The transcript is spliced from 3 exons. Gene Ontology annotation, biological process: chromatin organization. The record is from RefSeq and is a predicted model, not a curated record.
CCCCUGCAGUCAACAUUUAUGUCAAUUUUAUCUAAUGAUUCGUAAACACGCAACUUCACAACUUCGUCACUGAUUUUCUAAAACAUAGUUUUGGAUCUUCCAGUUUUCUAAUAUUCUUCAUAUUCUAUAGAAUUAGAAUCUAUUCUAAUUAAGUAGUUUUAGGAGUAACAGCCAGCCAUCAGGUCAUAAUGGCGUACUACAAAGGAGCUGCCAGCGAGGGUGGCCGAGCUAUGCAAUUGAUGAAAAAGCGAGAAAUCGCCCAACAGGAGAUAGAGUUCCGUAAGAAAAAGAUUGAGGAAGACCUGAAAGUUAGCAACAUCGAGAAUAAGUUUGCUACCCAUUACGAUGCCGUGGAACAACAGCUUAAAACUUCGACCAUCGGUCUGGUCACUCUCGAUGAGAUGAAACAGAAGCAAGAGGACAUUGUCCGAGAGCGCGAGAAGAAACUGGCCCAGAAGAAGGAGGAAAAAGAUCGUGAAAAACUCAAGGCCCUGGAAGCCAAGCAAGCCGAAAAAGAUCGUCAACGGAAGCAAAUUCAGGCCCUUUCAUUUAAUCCAGAUGAUGAUGAAGAGGAGGAUGAGGAUAUCGAAGAGGAGCCACUGGAAAUCAAACCCCGUAAAUGGCAAACGGAUGAAUGUACGGAACCAAAAAUCAAAAAAAUUAAGAAAAAUCCUGACGUGGAUACAUCCUUUCUGCCGGACCGAGAACGCGAAGAGAUGGACAACAAGUUACGGGAAGAACUACGUCAGGAAUGGGCAAUGAAGCAAGCAACACUUAAAGACCAGGAAAUACCCAUCACCUUCAGUUACUGGGACGGAUCUGGGCAUAGAAAGAGUGUCACCAUGAAGAAAGGCAAUUCAAUUUACCAGUUUUUACAGAAGUGUUUGGAAAUGUUGCGCAAAGAAUUCAGCGAACUGAAGACGGUAAUGGCCGAUCAACUAAUGUACGUCAAAGAAGAUUUGAUUCUGCCCCAUCACUAUACCUUCUAUGAUUUCAUAGUGACGAAGGCUCGUGGAAAGAGUGGUCCAUUAUUCAGUUUUGAUGUCAAAGACGAUAUCCGUAUGAUCAGCGAUGCCACAGUUGAAAAAGAAGAAUCUCACGCCGGAAAAGUAUUACUACGUUCGUGGUACGAGAGAAAUAAGCACAUCUUCCCUGCAUCUCGAUGGGAACCUUACGAUCCUACAAAGGUCUACGAUAAAUACACUAUCAAGGACAAGUGUAAGAAAUAAAUGUCAAUGAUAGUUAGUAUGGCAACGUAAAUUUUUAAAAUCCCUCACAUAUAUUUGUAAGUUCAAUUUACAAGCUUAUAGUUUGUUCAGAUUACUAGCUUUAACACUUGAUAUCAUAUUGAAUAAAAAUGAGAUGAUGUGUAAACUUCGACAUCAA